CUUUUUGUAAGAAAGAAAAAUGUCGUUUCUGAAGUAAGAAAAUGAUUUUACUUUUAUAAAGAAAUAUUCAGAGGACGUGUGAGAGAAGAAGCCAGAAGCUACAGGCAGCCUACAGUGUCGAAAAGAUCGCAACGUCCCACAACCGUUGAUCUUCAUCUCUCUCCCUCUCUAUCUCUCUUUCUCUCUGCCAUCUGACCUGGUUUCUGGAUUUGUAAAUCGCACUUUGGUCGAUUCGGUGGAUUUUGGAACUUUCCUCCUGGAGGAAUUGUAAUCCCUCUGGCAAAGAGAGGAAGAUAGUAGACAACGAGGAGGAUGACCGAUUCGAGUCUGAUGAUGCCGGCGGAGAUGGCGAACAUCUUCGCGACGGCGAUGACGAAUUGGUGGGAUGAUGUUAACGAGUCAACUCAGUGGCAGGAUGGGAUCUUCUUCGCUCUCUGUGGAGCUUACGCUCUAGUUUCCGCCAUCGCUCUUGUCCAAUUGGUAAGGAUCCAAAUGAGAGUGCCUGAAUAUGGCUGGACCACUCAGAAGGUGUUUCAUCUUAUGAACUUUGUCGUCAAUGGAGUUCGUGCUGUUCUAUUUGGACUUCACAUGCAAGUGUUUCUCGUGCAUCCCAAGGUGAGAGUCUGCAUAAGAUUUGAGCUCUUUGCUGGAUAUUGUUGGAUCUUCCGGGCCUCCUCUUUUUCUCAGCAUACACACUGCUUGUGCUGUUCUGGGCAGAGAUAUAUCACCAGGCAAGCAAGAAGCUUACCAACGGAUAAGCUGCGGAUAACCUACAUUUCAGUCAAUGUGGCUGUAUAUUUGGCUCAGGUUGCUAUCUGGGUAGUCAUCUGGGUAAAUGAUAACAGCACUGUUGAGUUGGCUGCCAAGAUAUUUAUGGCAGUUGUGUCUUUCAUCGCCGCAUUAGGCUUCUUGCUGUAUGGAGGAAGAUUGUUUUUCAUGCUGAGAAGGUUCCCUAUCGAGUCGAAAGGAAGAAGGAAGAAACUCCAUGAGGUUGGAUCUGUGACAGCCAUAUGCUUUACCUGCUUCCUCAUUAGAUGUGUUGUGGUGGCUGUAUCAGCUUUUGACAGGGAUUUAACGCUCGAUGUUCUUGAUCAUCCAGUUCUGAACUUAAUCUACUAUAUGGUGGUUGAAGUACUUCCAUCGGCACUAGUCCUCUUCAUUCUCCGUAAGCUACCUCCAAAGAGAGUAUCAGCUCAAUACCAUCCGAUCCAGUAAACGUUUGUAUGAACCAUCACACGCUGAGUGAGUCUGAUGAUGUUUCAUGAGAGUAUAAGUAUCAGUUGAGAAAAUUGGGGCAAAAAUUCUUAAGGUGAAAGAAGAAGAAACCGGUGUGGAAUCUGCGUGAGUUUUUUUGGAAUGCACGAUCAUAAAGCCUGCCUUGACUUUUGGUUUGGUAGUUAAUUACUAUGUCGUUUUUAAAGUACAUGUUCUUCUGCUGCUACUUUUAAAAAUCUGGUCAAGACAAGAGGUUUUAACUUUUGUUGUUUGAUUGUUAUGUUAUAUAUUAUGUUCAGUUGAAAAAUAACAAAUUGUUUACUUUUGUGUCUUGUUUUCUCAUCUUCUUCUCUUGAUGAUUCACAGGUUCUUGGUUUCCCAAAAAAU
This is a messenger RNA of Thlaspi arvense, 1602 nucleotides long. The record is from the annotation of a GenBank genome assembly. Lineage: Eukaryota; Viridiplantae; Streptophyta; Magnoliopsida; Brassicales; Brassicaceae.